Molecule: messenger RNA, 2233 nt
Organism: Tarenaya hassleriana
Lineage: Eukaryota; Viridiplantae; Streptophyta; Magnoliopsida; Brassicales; Cleomaceae
Exons: 7
Coding region: 215-1882 (555 amino acids)
Biological process (GO): protein autoubiquitination; proteasome-mediated ubiquitin-dependent protein catabolic process; protein monoubiquitination
Cellular component (GO): cytosol; ubiquitin ligase complex; nucleus
Molecular function (GO): ubiquitin conjugating enzyme binding; cyclin binding; ubiquitin protein ligase activity
Source: RefSeq, a predicted model, not a curated record
GACGGCGGCUUUCUUCUUCAUUUCUUAUUCUCCCUCUCUCAAUCCGUCGAACGAAACCGAUCCGAGCUUAUCUCCCUCGCCUGCGUCCUCCUCCUUCUCCAUUCUGUUUUGUCGAGAUCUCGCGACGCGGCCGCCUGCGGCUUCUGUGUGAGUCUCGACCGCUUGCUCCGCAGGAUAAGAAAACGCUCUUAGAGGCGAGUGGAGAAAUAUUUCCAUGGCGGAAAACCCUAAAAACCCUAGGCAUUGGCGAUACACAUGGGUGGCUCAGUCGCAUUCUCCGAAUCUGCGUUUGUUUCUCUUUGAUUCCGGAACAAGCCCUAGACUCCACUGCAAGAGCCUGAGCGUUAGCUUGAUUCUCGAGCAAUCUCAGCUUCUCAUCACCUGGGUCGACGAUGUAGAUGACAGAGACGAAGCAAAGGAACGAGACGAGGUCUCCCUUCGGGUUCCUGUACCUAGGAUUUUAAUUGAUGCCGAAUCCCCUGUGAAUUUCAGGGCUUUGGACGACCACAUCGAGGUUAAACUUGUUCUUCUCCUUCCGGUCGACCAUCCCAUCGUCGACUCGGUACUUUAUUCUCUCGGGGAUACAAAAGAUUCGGCCUUUGAAUCUGCCGGGCCGCUGGUGAUGGACUCUGAUGUGAAGCUUCUGUCUUUGAUGGGAAAAGUUGACUUUUACUGCAGAAAUUGCUCGAAUAGGCUAACAAGGGAAGGUCUCCGGAAUUUCUCAGAAAUGCCAUCUGUUAACUGGCGAGAAGCGGCUGACAACUGGUUUGGGAACUGCUGUUGUACUUUUGGAGGAAUAAGUGAGAUGAUGGUGGCAAAGUACGCAAACUCCUACUCAUGUUCCAGUGGCUUGUGUCUGCUCAGUGCUACAACUGUUUUGCUUAGCAAAGAUGAUCUGGAAGAGGGUAUAUUGUCUGAAAUAAAUAGCAUCCAAGAAGAAGAACUCGGAUCAAAUUUAACUUUUAGUGUUGAUCUUGGCAAAGUUGAACGGGAUUCUAGGAGAAAUCAAGAAAAUAGUGUCUGCCCAGAGAAUCAGUGUGAGAGUGAACUCGGUAUUGUUUGUGGUCAGGUAGAUAACACAGAGCCUUCGAGAAAAGCUGAUCAUGGAGAAACAUAUCACUGUGAUAUACAUUUAGUGGACAAGGCAUCAAUGCCUGAGUGUUGUGUGCUUGGCUCGAAUGACUCGUGUGAGAGAUUUCAGUUGGAACAAACGAUCACAAAUGCAACAGAUCUUACGCCGGAGAAGAAAUUUCUUCUGGACGGUUUUCUCGAGGAUGUCUUCAUGGCAAGAGCAUCAAAUGUAUCGAGGAAUGUAAAAUGGAUUGAAUUUGGUUGCUCAAAGUGUUCGUCUCUCCUCGGAGUCUAUCCUUCUAGCAGCAACUCCCUCAUAGAUGGUGGAGUUAGAUUCUUCAAAUGCUAUAUUUCCACAUCUUCUCCUGUAGGUGGACCGGCUGAUGCCUUCAGGAAAUAUACACUGGACAGGAUGUUUACCAAUCAGCUAGUGGAAUAUGCAAAAGAUGAACUAUCUUUCCAGGUUGUGGUAAAAGAUUUGACAAACAAACUUCCCCUGUUCCAAAUUGUCAUCCUGAAUCCAAACACCUGGUGCUCCACUGGUCUUUGCUCGAGUGAUGAAGAUGCAACGGCUGAUACAUGUUCCAGAGGAGAAUUACGUCCGGUUGUGAAGGUUCUGUUCUCUGACUGUGGAAAUUCUCCCGACCCACAUAACAGGGUGAUGGGAAAGAAGAAGAACAUAAUGGAUGAAGUUUUCAUCCUGAAGAAGCAAGGAGAGAAGUUGAUGGAUUUACUUAACACUGCGAACAAAUUCCUUCCGCCCUCCUGUUCUUAUCUUCAGGGUUCACCAAUCUCGUCCAUGUGGCUAUGACAAGCACCUUCAAUCAUAUCCUACCAUUCAUCUGAGCUUCUUUACGUCAUUGUCCACUGGAACUCUGCGCAAGGAUUGAGCCGAAGACUGGGUAAACCUUCUGGCUAAGAUGGAGGGUUUAGGAAUGGAGGAACAAGAACAACUCAAGCCAAGCCUGUGUACCGUUGGGGAAACCUAGGCACGAGAUUAUCACGUGGGAUCCGCCGGUGAGAUUAUUUUCAAGUUUUCAUGUUCUAUUUGUUGUAUUAAUCUCUGAUAAGAACGUUGAGAACGUGAAAACAUGAAAAGGGUUACUCAGUGUUUCAUGCCGUAAUCGAUUGCUUUUUACGUUAAGACACAAUCUCAACUCAA